GGACCCAAACAGUCUCGAUUGCUCGAAGCAUUUGUCACAAUAUGCUAAUAGUACGCUAUCUAAUCGCCUUGGUCUUCUCCAUUUUCAUGGUGGCCACAUCCCUGAAGAUCGAGGAGCGCUACCGCCGCUGCCAAGGCUAUAAGAUAUCCACUCCGGAUCGACUGGUCAUCAAAAUGGAACGACGAGGCGGCAAGUGUCAGUCUAAAUAUUUGGAAAAGAGACGUUUGAAGAUCUGAGAAGAAGAAACUGGAAAAUGUGAUAUGAUAAACGAGAAGGAAAACAAGCGAAAAAUCAGUGAUAAGAAUUCAGAACUCAUUCUGUGGAAAACUCGGUGGAAAAGUAAAGGAUACAGCCUCAGAGGCAACAUAAAAAUGUAA
This is a messenger RNA of Drosophila eugracilis, 377 nucleotides long. RefSeq lists its product as uncharacterized. NCBI's taxonomy places the organism in Eukaryota, Metazoa, Arthropoda, Insecta, Diptera, Drosophilidae. The transcript has a single exon. The record is from RefSeq and is a predicted model, not a curated record. The coding region runs from base 42 to 236 and encodes 64 amino acids.